CUUGUAUUGCGGUUGCAGACUGAAUUAAAUGACCGUGAGACCUCAGCGUGAUUGUACAUCAGGCCGAGGGUCUGAGCACACGGGUCAUCUGUGUACAUGGAGUUAUGUUAGUAUUGUGUCACUUCGAGAACUCUACUUCCGGUUUCAAGGUCACUCCCACUAUUGGUGACAGGAGGCCGUCUGUCCCUAUGUAUGCGUAGUCUAUGGUGAUCAUGGAGUCUGUAAGCAUGUGCUGCCGGGGAUAGCAGGGAGAAGCCCCCAUGUCUGAAAGCCCGGGACCCCGCGCCACAGGUCCGGUGGUCAUGAAGAAGGGCGGCGGGGACCCCGUGUUUGAUUACCCGGAGGAGCCGGACCUGGAGCUGGAUGAAUCUGACUCACCGCCGGACCUCCAAAUGGUCAAAGGCCAACGGCGACUUCCAAAUGUGACCACCGUCCCCAACCAGCUGCUGCUCGUGUCUUUGGUGGAACAUUUGUGUUAUGUCCAUGAACAGAACCCUCACCGCUCCAGACACCUUUUUAGAUUGCUCUGUCAGACCUUCACCAGGAUGGGCCUCCUGACACCAUUUGCCUUCAGUGAUGAGUUCAGCACCGUGAGGCUCCAGCACAGCACCGCUAUCACAGAGCUGCUGAAGGCAGCUAAACGCCACAUGUACAAGGAGGAAAUAGCCAAUGGUGACUUGAACCUCCAUUUAAACAGAGCGAAGGAUGUGCUCGCUGAGGCUCAGACAUCACGAUACCUCAAUGAAUUUGAAGAAAUUGCUCAGCUUGGAAAAGGAGGCUAUGGGAAAGUGUAUAAGGUGAGAAACAAAUUAGAUGGUCAGUUCUAUGCCAUUAAAAAAAUUCUCAUUAAGAAGGUGUCCAGGAAAGACUGUAAGAAGGUACUUCGUGAAGUGAAGGUGUUGGCCGGAUUACAUCAUCCUAAUAUUGUUGGUUAUAAUACAGCGUGGAUGGAACAUGUUCAGCCUCCAAAUUCAAAAUGUAAACCGAUUCCCUCCUUACAAGCUAUUAAAGGGUCCACCAAUCACAAAUCUGAGGAGAAUAAUAAGGGAGUACAGAGUGUAGAGAGCAGUGGAGGAUCUAUUGUGUUUGCGGACUCAACAGAUGGAAUACAGUUGGGUAACUCAGGCUCACAGAGUGUUAACAUGGCUUCUGUGGAUAAAGACAAGUAUUACAUUAAAAACAAGAUCAAAAACUUCAGCAUGUCUGAUGUUAACCAAUGUAGAAACAAAGACUCCAAUGCUAAUGUGCGAUCCUGCUCCAGUGUCUGCAAUAAAAAUGACACGUCACAGGAACUGUGUCCCAGGGACAGGUGUCCAUUUAAUUCUGAAGAUGAUAUGGAUGAUGGGAGUGAUUCAUCGUGUGAUGAAGAAUGCCCCCAGAAAGAACUCUGCUUACACAAACACUUUGAGAUUCAGUAUCACUUGAUGUUACACAUACAGAUGAAUCUCUGUGAACGGUCCUUGUGGGACUGGAUUGAAGAGAGAAAUGAGCACUACAGAAAAGGGAGAGAUUCUGCCAGAUGCUUUGACUUUGUGGAUGUCCGAAGUGCUAUGGGUAUUUUUUAUCAGCUCUUGCAAGGUGUACAAUACAUCCAUUCUAUGGGUGUUCUCCAUCGAGAUUUGAAGCCAAGAAAUAUUUUCUUACAAGGAUCAGAUCUUCAUGUUCGUAUUGGGGACUUUGGACUUGCAUGUAGAGAUAUCAUACAGCACUCGGAUCCUUGGUUAAAGAAGGAUGGGACCAAUGAUUCUGCACACACGUCAGGAGUGGGCACCUGCAUGUAUGCUGCACAGGAACAGUUACAAGGAUCACACUAUGAUUUUAAGUCUGAUAUGUACAGUGUUGGAGUUAUAUUAUUGGAGCUCUUCCAUCCAUUUGGGACAGAGAUGGAAAGAAAUGACGUCCUAAGGUCUCUCAGCAGUGGCAUCAUCCCUGAAUUGUUUGAAGCCCAUUGGCCAGUGCAGAGUAAAUAUGUCAGCCUAUUAACCAGCGCUGACUGUUCACGGCGUCCAUCUGCUGAUGUAAUGCUGAAAAGUGAGCUCUUCCAGGAGAGAGAGAACGUGGUUCAGGAUCUUCAGCAAAAAGUUCUUGAUUUAGAGGAAGAGAAUGAGAGACUGAAGAAGAGCCUCAAGUUAUUACAGGGACAGAUGAGCAGAGAUGCCGGCCUCCAGCUUUAAGUGUUGUCUGUUCACUGAAUGUUAUUGUAAAUUAAACGUUAUUUAUACACUGUGGUGUACAGUCAUUACUGUGAAAUG
Messenger RNA from Hyla sarda, 2252 nucleotides. It is a transcript of the gene EIF2AK1, whose product is annotated as eukaryotic translation initiation factor 2 alpha kinase 1. Lineage: Eukaryota; Metazoa; Chordata; Amphibia; Anura; Hylidae. Gene Ontology annotation, biological process: protein phosphorylation. Gene Ontology annotation, molecular function: protein kinase activity; ATP binding. The coding region runs from base 261 to 2174 and encodes 637 amino acids. The transcript has 15 exons. The record is from RefSeq and is a predicted model, not a curated record.